AAUGGCUACAAAAUAUGGGAAAAUGUGCUUAUUGGUUAAGGCUUUGCAUUAAUUUAAAGGGUAAGUGUUGUGUUUAAAGAAACUGCAAGGAUAUAAAAUAUAUAGAGUACCUAUGUAUAUAUAUAAUUCCGAAUAUGUAGAAUGUGACAUGUAACUUCCUUCUUUAACAACCGUAAGUUGCAACAACUGUUGAUUAAAAAUAAAUGAAAGAAGGAGCUUUGACCCAAUUUAGACAAGCUCUAAGGAUGCGGAGAUCGAGCUUCUUGUGAUUACGCCGAAAGCUUUCAGGAUGUGCGGCAGGACUCCUUGCGAUUAAGCUCGCAUUCGGCGAACUUUUCGGAAAUGUCUUAUAAAAGAUGCAACACUGCAAAGCUCGCCAGCGCAAAAGCUUCCGCUGAAAGAGAGGACGGGCUGCAACCCCUUGAAGGAUAAUGCUGCGGAUACCCCCCCGUGCGGGUAGUGGAAUGGGCUUUUCGGAGUCAACAAUAAAAUUUUCAGUCAGCUUUCAGACGCAGCAGCCACAGCAGCACCAGCAGUCAGCAGCAGACGCAGCAGCAGCAGCAGCAACCGCUGCAGGAUUAAGCGGUCGCUUCAACGAGGAGCAGCAGGAGUAGAGAAUUUUUGCAUCAGAAUGCGGAGUCGCACGGAACUGGUGACCACCACUUUCGAGGAGAGCGACGAGGAUGACUUUAGUCCGGACGAUUCCGACUCCGAGGAGGACUGGCGACCCACCAAGAAGCGUCCCUCCAAGCCAUCUGCCACCGAUGGCGGCAGGAAGCGCAAAUCCGUGGCAGCCACUGCCUCCAAGGCAAAGCGCCGCAUGACCAAAGUGAGCGACGAGGAGUCCGACGAGGAGGAUGACCUAGAAACCGAUCCCAGUGACGAUGACUUUGACUACCCAUCGGCCAGCACCUCAAAGCGACCGCAGAGUCUGCCGCCCAAGAAGCAGUUCGUCAAGUUGAAUCAGCUGGAUUUGCUGGUUAAGAAGUCGGAUCUGAUGGCAAGCGACUGGCUGAAGAACAAUCGCUUGUGUCUGUGGCGCAAGGAUGAGCAGACGAAUCUACUCCAGAAGUAUCUGCGGGUCAAGUCGGCCGCCGAGGAGGAGGAGCUGCUCUUCACCUCCAGCUCUGUGUAUUCCAGUUGGGACGAUCAGCAGACGAGCGACUUCAUAGAGGUCAAAGUCAAUUGCUUGGAUCCCAACAAUCGACGCAUAAAACUACACGAUCUGGAGGCGCUUAAGAAAAUCUCCGUGGAACUGCAAUCAGAGCGAAAUCAGAAGUCGACAUCGGACAAGGAAGACGCUUCGGAGGCGGAGGAGGAGAAGCCAAAUGAGGCUGAUGCUUAAGAACCUACUAACUAUACACAGAACUAACAUUUUCAUUAGUAUUUACAACUAGUUGGCCAAGUUAGCGUUAAACA
This is a messenger RNA of Drosophila santomea, 1419 nucleotides long. RefSeq lists its product as uncharacterized. Bases 632 to 1345 code for a protein of 237 amino acids. The record is from RefSeq and is a predicted model, not a curated record. Lineage: Eukaryota; Metazoa; Arthropoda; Insecta; Diptera; Drosophilidae. The transcript is spliced from 2 exons.